Paramormyrops kingsleyae is the source of this 4383-nucleotide messenger RNA. It is a transcript of the gene zbtb8a, whose product is annotated as zinc finger and BTB domain containing 8A. The record is from RefSeq and is a predicted model, not a curated record. NCBI's taxonomy places the organism in Eukaryota, Metazoa, Chordata, Actinopteri, Osteoglossiformes, Mormyridae. Gene Ontology annotation, molecular function: DNA-binding transcription factor activity, RNA polymerase II-specific; RNA polymerase II cis-regulatory region sequence-specific DNA binding; protein binding. Gene Ontology annotation, biological process: regulation of transcription by RNA polymerase II.
CAGCUUACAGCCGAGCGCCGGGUGCCUCUGUGCAAUCCGGGGUAAAACCGUCUGCCGAGUCAGGUCGCAGCUCCGAAACUGGGAUGCUGCGUCGCCUCGCAGGUCCUCGGCUUUCCUUCUCUUUUAAAUAUUUGUUAUUAUCCGUCAUAAAACGUCAGGCUUGCGGUGCCCGAGGCCUUCUGUUGUCUUUAAGAAAGAAAAGAAUAUAUAUUUGAGAGCUUUGUUUUUUUUUCUGCUCAGUGUUCCAGUACUUAAUUUUUAUGUUGGUUUUGUGUUUUUUUAUGUUUUUUUUUUUUCCUUUUUAAGUUAUAAAAGAGCGGUGAGUGAAGCACUCACGUUUGUUUGUGGCCGGGAAAAGAGACUGCGUGGGACACGCGUGGGGACUUUAUACCCGGCCGGAGGAAAUAGUAACUCGGGUCAAACUCGGGAUAAAAAAAGCAGGAGCGUGCGGCGGAAAGGGAAGGGCGUCGCAGCGACAUCUGGGUGUGGUUACAGACAUCGACUGCAAAGGAGAGCUUAGUUCGCAUUAUUACGAGGAACUAAUCAGUGCCAUAUUUGGUAUACGAAUUUUAUUUAAUUAAAAAUAUAUUUUAAAUGCUGCUUUUAAAAACUUCUACGUUUGUUAAAUUAUUAUAAUUAAUAUAAAAAAUAAAAAUUGCGUUUGUGAAUGUAGUUAAUUGAUCACAUCUUGGCCAUUACCAGGUGCAUGUCAACCCAGUAUCUGUAAGUAAAGUUGGCGACAUAUGAUGGUGAAUGACACGUACUUUUAACGCAACGUUUACAAAUUCCCGGAUGAAGUCUUCCUGAACAGUUACCCGUAGCUUUUAUAAGUAUCCACAAAUAAGCUGAAAACUGUCACACUGUAUGUCUCUUUGGAUCCAGUAGUCAGAGCGUUCGUAAUAUUAAUAUUAAUGUUAUAACCAUGACAUUUGGAUUUGGAACUCUUCUGCACUCGGAUAAACUAUGCGAAGACUUACAGUAUAUCCCAUAGUGCAGUGCAUCCUACAUGCAUGGUGGCCUCUGUGCGUGCAUGCGUACUUUGUGUGUAGGUAUAUAUGCAGUAUGCAUGCAGUGUCUGCGUAUCGGCUACUUGUACCCCUACUGCAGUAGACGUAUGGGUGGCAGAGACAUCACGAGUGUACAUGAUUGUCUCCAAGAAAGCGGAGGUUCGAACUGAUUAUUUACUUGGAUCCCAGACACUUAUUUCAUCCAGGUAUAGUAUACCCCCUUGUAUUCAAACUUUUAUCCGCCUGGGAUAUAGCGCCCUCUCCUGACGGUAUUGCUCCCCACUUCAGAGAGCAGUUGAAGGCUUUCCAUUCCAGCGCGUCUGUAUAUGUCAUAACACUAUCCGUGCUCUUUUCCAUGCAUAUCUUAGCUUAGCACAGCAGACGAGGUACAGUCAUGUGCUCUGCCCACUCUGGUGUAGCCUAUGUACUCAAUUUCCUGUAACAGAUUUCUAAUACGUCUUAUUUAAGUGUAUCUCUUACCUUUGGCGCUGACUUAUGUCACAAUAGAAUUGUUUCGUAGACUGUUUCCUGUUUAAGCCCUUCCCAGAUAAAACUGUAUUUUGUCAUUUUAAUAUGUUUUAAUUGAUUUACACGAAAGCCCAGUAGAAAUUAUUCAUAUAAUUAUCGAAAUGUUUUUUUCUGUUAAUGACCGGACCAUUUUGGGAAACCACCAUGUAUCUUGCCAGUCCCUGCCGUCGAGAGCGGCCUGUCCCGCGGUGUCAUACCCUCUCUUCCCUCUCUCCCAGGUCGCGUUUGUAUACAUUUCAUACGCUCCCUCUUAUGUUAGUGACCAUAAUUCUACCUUACAACGUUUUUUAAGCAUUAACAAUGGAAGAUAAUAAUUUUUAGUCUUUAAUAAAUUCAACGUUUUUGUUUUCCUUUUGUUUACCUUUUGUUUACGAGUUGUGAGAUUUACCAAAAGAAGACGUGAAUUGUUUACCUUUUGUUUACGAGUUGUGAGAUUUACCAAAAGAAGACGUUUAAAGAAGUUUAUUUUAAGAUUAAACGGAUACGAUAGAAAAUAUCAACAAUCCUUAUGCUAUGGAGUCACCGCAAAGAUUGGUCGUUUCCAUGCAGGGUUUAAAAGACAUUGGCGGGUCCAAAGGCGGGCCACGCUAAAAAGGGACACUGGUGCUUUAAAUGGCUCCCGGCCCCCGGGCGCUCGGCUGAACACCCACGUCAGCACAGCUCCUUUUGUCCAACAACCGGGUUUCGGUCUUUAGGGCUGAGCAGGAACUGAGCGAAUGUGUACCCUGUGCAGCCGAGCAGGAAGCACCUAGACCCAAAAAGCGACGUAAAAAUGGAAACGCUAUCCGAAAUUAGAGCAAAGGGAUCUUCGGGGACACCCGGCGAUCCAGGGCACCAACAGUCGACGCGAACAUCUGGUGCAGAUAUGAUGGCUGAGCACCAGAGCCGCCUACUGCAGCAGCUGGAUGAGCAGCGGAGACAGGAACUCUUCUGUGAUUGCCAUGUGUUGGUGGAGGGACAACUGUUCAAGGCGCACCGCAACGUGCUGUUUGGCUGCAGUGGCUAUUUCCGCAUGCUGUUGGCGCGGGGUGGAGCAGAGUGUGGCAGGCCUGUCUCUGCCACAUUUGAGGCCUUCAGUGCCGACACCUUCUCUGUCAUUCUGGAUUUUGUCUACUCAGGUCGUCUGGACCUCACCAGUGUCAAUGUCAUUGAGGUGAUGUCAGCCGCCAGCUACUUGCAGAUGAAUGAUGUCAUUGGGUUUUGCAAGGGCUUCAUCAGGUCUUCUCUGGAUAUUAGCGCCAAAGAGACUGCAGAUCAGUGCCUCAGCCUACCAGAGGAGAGCAGCACCCCCCAGGGGGUAGAUAACGCCCCCAUUGCCCAGGUGGAGUUAUGUGCUGAGCCCAAGUCGGAGGUCUCAAGCCAGGGCGCGCCUCCCCCACGAGGAAGGCGGAGGGCUCCACCUUCCCAGCCCAUCAAAGUUGAGCAGAUGACAGAAUCCACAGCAUACCGUGCUGCCAGAGGAUCGGGUAGGCGGCGAACUUGGAGCAGCCUACCUGUGGAGGAGACCACAUCCAUAGCAGACCAACAGGGGGCGCCCUCCAGCAAAGCACAGAAGGCCGAUGAGCUCUACGCCACUUUACCCACAAUUGUUGGAGUUGUUGGCGUUUUCAACAAAGACUCCAGCCCUUCAAUGCGCUUCAAGUGUCCCUUCUGCACGCACACGGUGAAGCGGAAGGCAGAUCUGAAGCGGCACCUUCGCUGCCACACGGGUGAGCGGCCAUAUCCUUGUGAGGCCUGCAGCAAGCGCUUCACCCGCCUGGAGCACCUGCGAAGCCACUUUGAGACGAUCCACCAGGCUAGGAAGCUGGUGUGCCGGAAAUGCAAACGUCACGUGACAGAGCUGAGUGGACGCGUUGUGUGUGAGGGCACACGCCGCUACAGGCUCUGUAAUGAGUGCAUCCAGGAGAGUGGCUGUGAAGGCCUCCUGAUUGACACAGCCAGUAGUGAGUCAGCACUUCUCAUGGGCAUGGGUGAGGAAGAUGAGGAUGACAAGGAGAAAGACUGGCUGAUGACGGACGAGGAUGACCUGGCGGUGGAUUCUGGGACUGACCUCAUCAUUCAGGAAGUAGAUGACAGUGAAGAGGAGCAGGAGCUUCACAAUUAAACACAAACAUUCUUUACCUACAGCGCCCCCUGUAGGGGUACAAAUGCCAUAAAUUAACUGCAAAGUGUAAACAUGUUAAUCAAUGAAUUGAAAAUCCUUUUUUUUUGGUUUCCAAAUGAGUUUGUAACUGUUUUACUUGUAUACAGUUUUAAAGCUUUUGAAUUUAUUCGAUUAUAAGUCACAUAAUUAAUCAGUCAAAUAGAUGCUCUUCCAGCACUUGGCCAUCUGGGGCCGCUUUGCAUUUUAGGUGAUCACCUAACCUGAAAGACCUGCAUAGUUCCGCAUAAAGACAGCAGGAAAAGGUACAGAAAACUGUCUGUACAUCAGUCUGACAGGAAGCAUUCAACACUGAUUUUAUUUAUUACAGUACAGAAAAGGAGGUGUAGAAGAUUGCUGGAUGGUUCUAAUAGGAUCUGCUUUUAUUUAUUACAGUACAGAAAAGGAGGUGUGGAAGAUUGCUGGAUGGUUCUAUAUACUGUAGGAUCUGCUUUUAUUUAUUGCAGUACAGAAAAGGAGGUGUGGAAGAUUGCUGGAUGGUUCUAUAUACUGUAGGAUCUGCUUUUAUUUAUUUUACUAUGUCAUGCUAUGUUUUAUUAAUGGACUUUAUACGUGGCCCAAUUAAUUUUUGAUUGUAUGUAAAUAUUAGCAUUUCUUCUUUGGGGUAUUAAUGUUAUUAUUAUUGUUAUUCAUAUUUAACUUUUUGUAUUCAUUUUCUACACAUUAAAUAUAUUUUUAUACACAUUA